CGUUGGUGCAGCUGCAGGAAAGGGGCUGGGGUGAAGGUGGGUGGCUCUCAGCCUGUCUCUGAAGCCCAGCUGCAGCAGAGCGAGUAGCCCUGGGGAGCUGAGUCCCUGAGCCCCCUGUGUCAUUUACAUACACCCUGCCAGUGCUGAGGCACAGCACCCAGGGUUUGUGCAGCACCCCAGAGCCUCUCUGAAACAGCCUCUCUGCCUCCUGCCAUGGCCCUGGGCUUCAUGGUCCUGCUGCUGGUGGGGAUGCUGGGCACAGCUUGCAGGGCUCAGCCCGUGCUGACCCAGCCUGAGUUUGUGUUCGUGCUGCCCGGGCAGAGUGCUCAGCUGUCCUGCACCCUGAGCCCCCAGUACAACAUCAGCCAGUUCGGCAUCUCCUGGUACCAGCAGCGCCCAGGGCACUCCCUCAGGUACCUGCUCUACUACAACUCUGAGCGAGACAAGCACAAGCCUGCCAAGACUCCUGACCGCUUCUCGGCCACCAAAGACCUGGCCAGCAAUGCCUGCAUCCUCACCAUCGCAUCUGCCCGCCAGGAUGACAACGGCACUUACUACUGCUCCCUGUCAACUGCCUUCAAAUGGCUCUAAAAUGGGAGACUGAAGCUUUCUGCGCUUUCUUUGGCCACCCUGAUGUGCUCUCAGCAGCCCUGGGAGGGAUGGGAAAAAUCCAUCUUUGCAUGCUUGAGCAGUGCUGCCUCGUGCUGGGAAGUGCAGCAACCUCCUCUUUGUCCCCAGGCGUCCUCCAUGGGGCAUUAGACAGCCCGGCAGGGCCGCAGAGCGCCCAGGGCCUCCUGCUGCAGCCGGAGGAUGGAGGGCCUGGCUACUCUGGGCCCUUCCAGCACCUGGCACGAGGCGGCCUCCA
Messenger RNA from Sturnus vulgaris (Common starling), 865 nucleotides. RefSeq names its product V-set pre-B cell surrogate light chain 3 (gene VPREB3). The record is from RefSeq and is a predicted model, not a curated record. NCBI's taxonomy places the organism in Eukaryota, Metazoa, Chordata, Aves, Passeriformes, Sturnidae.